AAAGAGCUUGGCGCGCCGCCGUCGCGGUCUCUCGUGCGCGCGCAGGAACAGCUGUCAUCGGUGCACGAGAGGAGCAGAUCAUCAAACAGCUUCAUCCGUUUUCGUGUUGUCUGCAGUGAUGGCCGCCGGCUCCUCCAGGAUCCUCAUCAGAGGUGGGCGUGUGGUGAACAAUGAUGUCACUGAGGAGGCGGACGUGUUCCUGGAGAACGGGAUCAUCCGGCGGGUCGAGCGGGAACUGGUCAUUCCCGGAGCCGAGGUCAUCGACGCACGCGGAAAACUGGUGAUUCCUGGCGGGAUCGACUCCAGCGUUCACUUCCAGCAGAGCUUCAUGAACGCCUCGACACAAGACGACUUCUACAGCGGAACCAGGGCAGCGCUGUUGGGCGGGACCACGAUGGUGAUUGGUCACGUGAUUCCCGAGAGAGACGCAUCACUGCUGGAGGCGUUUGAGCAGAUGCGCGCUCACGCUGACGCUAACAGCUGCUGUGAUUACGCGCUGCACGUGGGCGUCACCUGGUGUGGGCAGAAGGUGCGGCGGGAGAUGGAGCAGCUGGUGUCCGAGAGAGGCGUAAACUCCUUCCAGAUGUUCAUGGCGUAUAAAGACCUGAUGCUGAGAGACUCUGAGAUCUACCAGACGCUGCAGACCUGCAAACACACCGGAGCCGUCGCGCGCCUGCAUGCGGAGAACGGGGAACUAGUGCUGCAGGGGGCUAAAGAGGCUCUGGAUCUGGGCAUCAGUGGUCCUGAGGGGAUGGAGGUCAGUCGACCGGAGGAGCUGGAGGCCGAGGCCACACACCGAGCCAUAACCAUCGGUAACAGGGCUCACUGUCCAGUGUGUUUGGUGAACGUGUCCAGUAUUUCAGCGGCCGACGUCAUUGCUGCCGCCCGAAUGCAAGGUAAGGUGGUUGUCGCGGAGACGACCGUGGCUCACUCUGCUCUCAGUGGGAGUCAUUAUUAUCAUCAGGACUGGACUCACGCCGCCGCUCACGUCAUAGCUCCGCCCCUCCGGCUCGACCCCAACACCCCCGACUACCUCAUUGGCCUGCUGGGCAAUGACAUCAUAAACGUGGUGGCGUCGGAUCAUCGAGCGUUUAACCGGAAGCAGAAAGCCUUGGGAAAAGAGGAUUUCACCAAGAUCCCUCACGGGGCGGCCGGAGUCGAGGAUCGCAUGAGUGUUAUCUGGGAGAGAGGAGUGGUCUCUGGUAAGAUGGAUGAGAACCGGUUUGUUGCUGUGACGAGUUCUAACGCCGCUAAGAUCUACAACCUGUACCCGCGGAAGGGACGCAUCACACCCGGGGCCGACGCUGAUGUGGUGGUGUGGGACCCGGACGCCUGCCGGACGAUCUCCGCGAGCUCUCAGGCUCAGGGCGGAGACUUUAACCUGUUCGAGAACCAGCGCUGUCACGGCGUGCCACUGGUGACCAUCAGCCGCGGGCGAGUGGUGUGUGUGAACGGUGUGUUUUCCUGCGCGCAGGGAUCGGGACGCUUCUGCUCGAUGCCGGCCUUCCCCGAUAUACUCUACAAGAAGAUCAUUCAGAGAGAAAAGACUCGGAGUUUGCGCGGGGUGGACCGAGCGCCGUAUUCGGGCGAUGUUGCCACGGUAACCAACUCAAGCCGGAAGGAACCGGUCACUCCAGAGAGCGACGUUCCCACGCGAGCGGCCGUCAGACACACAGGAGUACGAGACCUGCACGAGUCCAGCUUCAGCCUGUCAGGUUCUCAAGUGGACGAUCACGUUCCUCAGAGACCCUCGGCUCGGAUCCUGGCUCCGCCCGGCGGACGCUCCAGCGGGAUCUGGUGACGGGUCAUGUGACUGAAACCUGUGGUACACACACGCGUUACACACUUCCUGAAUAUUUUUAUAUGAUUAUUUUCCAGAAGCCUUUAGUUAAAAAUAAUCCUAUAAAAAUUGUCCCCGCAUCACAUGACAUCGCCAAACGAGAUGAUGAGGGAAAACUAUUAUUAUUCAGUAUUAUAAAUGAUAUAAAUGUUGUUUAUAGUUUGUACACACACAUGCACUGUGAAUCCCUCCACAUUUAAAGCUCACACACUCAUCUCACCGUCUGUGUUUAUAGUGAUGAUGAUGAUGAUGGUGAUGCCCACAGUAUAUGAAUACAGUGUCUGUGAAAUAUUUAUAUUUUACGUAUAUAUUUAUAUAAAAAUCGUUUAUUGUUAGUUGUGAUGGUCUUGGUUUUGUAAUAACGAAAUAUAUAAAGCGUCAGUGACUGAUUUUACGUGUGAACCGUCCGUGAUCCUGCUGUUGAAAUCCCUGCUCACACACACUCCGCUCACAGUGAACACGGAUGUGUGUCACAAUCAGAUUGAGAUGUUGAUUCUGAUCAAACAGGAACUGGAUUGAGUUUGAGCUGCACAGAUUCGUGUGUGUGUGUGUGUGUGUGUGUGUGUGUGUGAAAGUUGACCCAGGGCUGAUUUCCACUGGUGCUGUUUUUUUAAUGCAGAAUCUUUAUGGCGAUUCUCAAUUUAUUAUGAUUUAUGUGUUUUUUACUUUUCAGAAAAAGCAGUUUGUAAUUGUGUUGUUUGACAGUGAGUCCUGAAACUGGAGGCUUGUUUUCUUCUAUCACACGGAGAAGUGCAAAAAUAAACACAAUCCCUAUGAAA
Molecule: messenger RNA, 2619 nt
Organism: Pimephales promelas (fathead minnow)
Lineage: Eukaryota; Metazoa; Chordata; Actinopteri; Cypriniformes; Leuciscidae
Gene: dpysl5b
Product: dihydropyrimidinase like 5b
Cellular component (GO): cytoplasm; cytosol
Molecular function (GO): hydrolase activity, acting on carbon-nitrogen (but not peptide) bonds, in cyclic amides
Source: RefSeq, a predicted model, not a curated record